GGCUUAGAGAGAACAACUAAGCGGGAGAGUUAGAGAGCGAGCGAGCGGAGGGAGGGGUACGAGCGCACGUCAGCUGCCUACAAAUGACACACUGCAAUCAUAAACUGUCUCGCGACGCGUUCUUUCGCGCCUUUUCGUUGGCGAAGUAAGAAGAAGACACCGUGGCACUCGGAGAAAAGCGGCUUCCGUUACCGAUUCGGCGGAUAAGACGUUUCUAGCGCACUUCUGAGGGACUUGCACUCUCCUCAGCCCCCCCUCAAAAAAGCUCCAUCGCAGCCGCCUGUGAGUCUGGAUGGACCGCGAAGGAUCCUGCCGGAGCUCGAGCCGAGAUAACGGAAUUAACCCCACGCCGAUUAUAUAAGGAUUUUGCGACAAAGAAAGUCGGGAGACGUAAAGGCUCGCUAAUUCGCCCGAAUCAACUGCACGCCAGGGUUUAUAUUAUGGACAAUGUAGUCUUUGAGCUCGGCGUGGCUGACUUCUCUGGAUUAUUUUCCACGUUUAGUUAUGCUGAGCAGCGGUUCAGUGUUAUUACUGGCGCGAUUCUGGACACUGGAUUUAGAUGAUAUCGUCUUGAUGCCCGCAGGUUCGCGCUGGUCAGUAGAUUGAGACUGCCGUGUGAAGUCUUCAUGCUGUGGGCAUGUUGCCCUCGCCCCAGGUGUGCGUGUCUACUCUGGUGACAGUGAGCACGAUGGCCGUGGUCGACCUCUACCUGCUGGAGCAGAGCAUGCUGGGACCUCGAGGCGGAGCCCGUCCUGCAGUAUGGCCAUGUGUUGCCGUCGCGCUGGGUGACCUGUGCUUCCUGCUGGCGCUGCGCUUCGUUUCCGCCGGUGUGGUUUCGGAGGCUCGCUCUCCCCGCCGGGGCUUCGCCAACGCUCUGUGGUUUCUCUUCCUCUCUCUGCUGCAGCUGAAGCUUUUCUUUGUGUGUCAGAACUACAGACAGGAGCGACGACCCCCGGAUCCUCUCGCCCGCAAGACUCUGACUCUUCUUCUUUCUGUGUGCCUGCCCUCGCUGUUUCUCAUCCUGACGGGAGCCGAUUACAUGACUCCGCUCAGAAGGAAGCAGGAGGUGCGCAGCCGGCUUCUGUGGGUGGUGGUAGACUUGCUUGAUGUGUUGGAUCUGCAAGCCGGGCUGUGGGAGGUGCAGGGAAGCGUGGGGGUACCUCUUUGGGUGGAGGGUAUAGUGUUCUUUUACUGUUACGUACUGUUGUUGUUGCUGCCAUGUGUGUCGCUCACAGAGCUGGGUGCCACUGCGCUGCCUGGUCUCCAGGCGACUCGGAAGGAGGCCAUCUAUCCGUGGCUCAGCCUGGUCACCAUUAACCUGUUCACGCUCGUGCCCAGAGGGGUCGGAAUGCUGUGGUACAGAGACCCACGAGUGUCCACCGUGUUUCUCGGGAAAAACCUGCUGGCUCUUGCGGUGAAGUUGAGCUCUGCCUGGGAGAGGCACAGAAAGGGCAGAGGAGGGACGCAAGGCACAGGAGCCGCCUCAGGAACUGGAAAUCAGCCUCGAGGGGCAACAUCGGAGCAAACCACGGAGCAGGAGCAAGAGUGCACGUCUCCAGUGCCGUCUUCUACACGCUACCACACGCUCUCACGCACUCACGGGCACAGCCACUCGCUCUCUCACGUCAGCUUAGACCCCACCGAAACCUCUUUGGGACCGGCUUACAUUUCCCACGAGCUCUAGAGGUCAUAAGAGCCCCGAAACUGCCAACAACCGGAAUUUGUAGGCUCAUAACUAUCCCUGGAGUCUCUGUGCUUUUGGCAAGAUUAGCAGAGAUAACUCACCGUAUUAGCACACUUUGUAGUUUGUACAGCUGAUGAUUUGUAAAGCCAAACACGAGCAGCCUGCUGCGGUGUGAAGCUCCCAGACAAAAAUGAUAAUGAGGGGGGAGGGGGUGGGCUGUUUUAAUUAAGUGCCUUCUUAAAAGAGCAACAAUUAAUAUUGUUACUCUUGUUCGUUUUGGUGUUCAUCAAGGACUUGAAUUAAAUCAUGUACUGUGAAGCAUGACCACUGUUAAUAUUCCACUCUGUAAUAAAAAUAUUUCAUAGA
Molecule: messenger RNA, 2050 nt
Organism: Puntigrus tetrazona (Sumatra barb)
Lineage: Eukaryota; Metazoa; Chordata; Actinopteri; Cypriniformes; Cyprinidae
Gene: tmem265
Product: transmembrane protein 265
Exons: 2
Coding region: 638-1684 (348 amino acids)
Source: RefSeq, a predicted model, not a curated record